UUCGAACAGCCGGAUAAUUCGGAGAUCGUGAAUAUAUUCGAUAUAGCCCGUGUCGUUCCUUCAACCGACCGAGACUCUAUUACUAUCUCGGAAGAGAACGUCUUCGAUAACUCGAAUAAUUCCCAUCGAGACUACAGUGAAAUUUCCCAAUGACGAUCGCACAAAUGCGAACGUGAUCCACGAUCAAUCGUCCAAGUACCAAUAUAGAAAGAAAGCUACGAUCGGGAUACGAAAGAAUUAAACCUGCUUGACACUUCUUCGGUCGUAUCUGUUGGAGGGGCGAAAUGGGGACAUUUGUGAGAAUUUGGGCAAUUUUCAGUCUGAUCGGUCUGUCGCGUGCCGAGUCACCGGUGGAAAUCUUAACAUCCUCGAACAGUCUCGGUACCUUUGAGGAGGAGGAUAUACUCCGCGUAUUUUCGCGUAACAAGACCGACACAACUAAGAACUUCACUUUCGUCGAGCUGAUCAGUAGCCUCGGUAAUUACACGAUCGACACCGAGAAAGUUAUAUGGAGUGACGACAGGCCGGAAGUGCAUCACACGAAUCCGCACUAUGAGGACUUCCCCGAGAAAAUCGAUUUCGAGGCACGCAGAUUAUUGCAAAUCCUUCCUCCUUACGAUCCCGGCGCAGGUGGUGUCAGCGCGGAAUGCAAACGACACGCCGAUAUCUUCCAUGAGGAGCUCGCCAAGUUCACACUAUGGGCACUCAAAAUGUAUGACGCGACCGCGAAAGUGCCUUCCGGUCUGCUUAGCGGAAACGUUAAUCAAUUCGGCGACUUCGACGAGUGCGUCGGUGUCGAGGGCAAGGAUGGCAUUCGAGGACAGUAUUGCCUAGCAUUUUUGCAGCUGAACGUCGAUCAGUCUCGACCGGACCUCAAGUACCUACAUCGCCUACUGCAUUCGCAUUAUGCGUUUCGCAGCAACAUGACCGACCCCGGUCACAGAGUACCGCGUUUUAGUAACAUAAAUUGGGCCAUAUGCACACCCGCAUCAUGCACAGCCCAGGAUGUGAAAGCAUCUCUUCAACAUACAAUUUCAAAGUACACAGCACAGACAGGACUUAAAAUUUCGUUGCAAGUGGACCAGAACUUGUGCCAAGUGAGGCCGGAACUCGUUCUAUCAAAAGCGACUGUCGCCACCAGUCUUCUCUUCGUCACCGUAUUCGUUCUGACACUCGUAGCUGCAUUCUACGAUCAUUGCAAAAUACCGGCCAGCGAGUUGCUUUUAUCGUUUUCUUUGAAGCGCAACAUCCUGAAAUUAUUCUCGUUGGAAAGACCGCAAGGCGACAUAGCGUCGCUUCACGGUAUCCGAUUCUUAAACAGCGCUUUAUUGCUCGUAUCUCACAAGAGCAUGGCAGUAUUCUUUAUCCCUUACGUAAACCGAACUUACAUGAGCGAGUUUUUAGGUAAACCAUGGACCGUCUUCGGGAGAGCAGCUAGUCUAUAUACUGAUCCGUUUAUAAUGUUAUCCGGUUUAUUAACGACAUAUUUAUUCGUCGGUAGAUUGAAAAAGUCUGGAACUUUGGACAUUAAAAACGAAUAUUUAUCACGUUUGCUAAGGCUAGUGCCUACUUUAGGUGCGCUGAUAUUGUUCUGUACUUACAUUAUGCCGUACAUCGGAUCUGGACCGCAGUGGCCGCUGGUGGUGACCAAUCACGCGGAAAUCUGCAAGAGAACAUGGUGGCGGAAUUUCUUAUUUAUUCACAAUUAUUUCGGAUUUGAGAAUAUGUGUCUUACGCACACGCAUCAUAUAGGAAUAGACACACAAUUAUUCGCGAUUUCUCCUGUGUUGGUAUUACUCUUGUACAAAAAGCCAAAGAUCGGCGCUAUUGUACUUGGUACAAUGGCCUUGAUAUCUACGAUAUUGAGAUUUUACGUCACGUAUGCCAAAGAUCUCAACAAUUACGUAUAUUAUGGCACGUCGAUAAGACAAUUAUUCGAUACUGCGGAUUACUCGUACACAUUACCAUCGCACAGACUGACUGUUUACAUCAUUGGAAUUUUUGCGGGUUACUUCCUGCGAAAUUUACCCAAGGAUUUCAAACUGGGCACAACAACUCUCUAUAUAGGAUGGACUAUAUGUAGUCUAAUGUUUUUGGCGGCCGUUAUCGGGCCUUCUAAAAUGGGUUCUAUCGAUUACGUAUACGACCCGAUUCACGCGGCAGCUUAUAACGCGUUCGCUCCUAUCGGAUGGUGCAGCCUGUUUCUUUGGAUAGCGAUAACGCAGCACACUGGCAGUUCAAAUGUGUUUUUGAACAAAAUAUUCUCUUGGCGAGGAUUCCUCGUUACUACGAGAAUUAGUUACGCCGUCUAUUUAACGCAAUUCCCGAUAUUUUUUUUCAAUGUUGGACAAACCCGCACUGCGGAUCACUACGACUUUUUGAGGAUAAUGCUAAAUCUAAAAGAGAUAGGAGGGAUUCUUCUUAUAUCAAUAGUUCUCACGCUACUAUUCGACACACCGUUCCAGAAUAUGAGAAAUUAUAUAUUGAAAAAACCGGUAUACAAAAAGGAUAUAACAAAAUCAUCCAAAGUGGAAUGAUUUUAUUUUAAUUUCAGGUCGAUUUUGACCAAAUAUUUUAGCUUGAUUAGCCAGCUAUUUUACUUGACUACAAUCUACGGAUUUGUACAUAACAUUUUUAAUUAAAUUUUUAAUAAUUAAUGUAUAAUGUGUAGGAAAAUUAUAUUAGAUACCGAGUAUUGGAGAGAAAGAAUUGAGAGGAGAAAUUAUUUUGCAAAAAUUAGUUCAAACUUUGUUUAUGUAGAAAAGUAGUUAGUAGAAUGCACACAAAUGAAAUGUACCUAUACAAAGUUUUUCCAUGUUUUUAAUGAGUAUCCACCGACCUCACUUUAUGUAAUUAAAAAUAUAUUUACACUUUUAUACGUAGCAAUAAUAAAUAUGGCCAUAAGAAUAAUUGUACAUAUUAGUUUUCUGUUAAUUCUCGUACAAUAAACUUAACACGAAGAAUACUACUUUUACACUCAGGCAAGAUACUAGACAAUACUAGAUAAUUCAUGAUGCGUACGGAUUGACAUUGCAUGUUUCAAUUCCUUUUUUAUGUAAGCAAUGAAGAUGUAGAAAAUUAACUAUAAUGUAAAAUAACAAAUAGUUAAAAAAUUAAGAGGCAAAA
Molecule: messenger RNA, 3126 nt
Organism: Trachymyrmex septentrionalis
Lineage: Eukaryota; Metazoa; Arthropoda; Insecta; Hymenoptera; Formicidae
Product: nose resistant to fluoxetine protein 6
Exons: 12
Coding region: 285-2537 (750 amino acids)
Molecular function (GO): acyltransferase activity, transferring groups other than amino-acyl groups
Source: RefSeq, a predicted model, not a curated record